AUGGCAGGUCCAACAGUCCCGGUUGUACAACUUCAAGCCCAGUACGACCUGGAGAGAGGUCGAGGUUGGCGGAGGGCUAUUGGGAUGUCAAAGACAUCGAGGCCCUGGUCUGCGAGGUUCUGGUUUGCCGGGUCAAGGCGAGGGUCGAGAUGGUGGCGUCCUGUCGGGGUUAGUAUUGUGUCGAGGCCCGUUGUCGUCGAAGAGGUACAUGCGAGCGGGCGGGGAGGAGGCCCUUCGAUGCAGAAGCUCCAGCAGAGGGGGAUGAGGAUGAAGCAGGAAGAGUGCGGACGACGUGAAGAUAAAAGGGCAGGGCGGAGCGGGAGAGAAGAGAAGAGCUGGGAAGCUGGUUGGGUUUGGUGGAUUGUGGGCCGGGCAGCUGUGUUGUCGGGGAGAUUCCUAGGUCGGUCGCUACAGCUGCUGUCCUGGUUGUCGCCCGGGCAUUUUAGCGCAGCGUUUGAGCGGGGAUAUGCCUCCAGCGACGGCAGGGGAGGAGGACCAAAAACCUUGCUGCGUGCAAAGGGCGAGCGAUGCUGA
Hyaloscypha bicolor E is the source of this 534-nucleotide messenger RNA. RefSeq lists its product as uncharacterized. The record is from RefSeq and is a predicted model, not a curated record. The coding region runs from base 1 to 534 and encodes 177 amino acids. The transcript has a single exon. Lineage: Eukaryota; Fungi; Ascomycota; Leotiomycetes; Helotiales; Hyaloscyphaceae.